UCAGAAGCGGUUUUCGUGUUCUUUGACAACUUGGACUCUGAAUGCAGUCUACUUACCAACCACAACCACAAGGCACAGAUCUUCUUGGUGGGGAACCAGCAGAGUAAGAGUUUCACUUUAGAUGCUCUAAAAAAAGUAGCAACCAGGUUGUGCUUGACAAAGAACAACAUUAUUUUGAAAACAAAGAAAACGAAUGAUGCAGACUUUGUCAAGAGCUUGAGGAAAUCAGUCAGUGACGUAGUUGAGAACUCAAAGAUGAAGAUGCCAAUAGCGCAAAUGGCUGACAUUGCCCGUAAAAUGGGAAUCUUGGUUGAUGAAAACUCUUCAGAGUGCCAGUCUGGAAAAGAAAAAGCAGAUGCCAUCACUGCAGAAAUUCAAGACAUCCUUAGAUACAAAGAAGACCAGCUUCCCUUGCAAGGCCAAAUAUGGAAGGACUUAACAAGCUUAGAGAAGGAAGAAUUCCGGCUUCGGAAAGUUGGGUCUGAAAACAUAGAAAAGUACAAAAGUGAUCUUCAGGUACAGAAAGAAGAACUGCGACAACGACAGAACUCCUAUGAAAUGUCACCAGCUAUGACAUGCUUCAUCACCGCAAUAUCAAGCCCAGGGAUAGAAAGGUGUUAUUUCCUGAAAUGGAUGAGAAUGAACCUCGAUAAUGUGUCUCGUCUGAAACUGUCUGGACUCAGGCAGCAGUAUAAAGAAAAAUGCAAGAAUUCUGAGAACAAAGAGGAGAUCAAAGAAAUUGACAAACACCUUUCCAACAGCUCACUGGGGACUGAACACUUCUUCCGUGAAAUGGGUCAAAUCUAUGAAGCUUCAGUUUCCCUUCCUGAGACAGACCCCAGACGUCAACAAUUACAGCACCUGCCCAAACUCUGUGCAGAACUGUUGCUAGAUGGAUUUGCUCUUGAACUUGUGGAUGGAGAUGCAUCCAACAUACCUCUCAGAUGGGUGAGUGACGUUCUCUCUCAGCUCAAUGACCUGGUGUCUCCAAAGAGAAAGAUCCGGGUAGUCACAGUUCUUGGAGUCCAGAGCACAGGGAAGUCCACUCUCCUUAACACCAUGUUUGGAGUGCAGUUUGCAGUCAGCAGUGGUCGAUGCACUCGAGGUGCCUUCAUGUUGCUCAUCAAAAUCAAUGAGCUGUCUAAAUGGGAGACAAAGCUUCUCGACAAUCUAACACAGUACUUCAAGCAAACAGAGGGUCAUGUCUAUCUAGUUGAAGGAUACAAAGAGGAGUUCUCAAACAGUGCAAAGAGCCUUCGACGAGAAAUGGAAAGCUCUGUUGUGAAUCAACUAACAGCAGCAGCAGACAUUAGACGGGGAAUGAGAGAACUUGACAAAAUCAAGGAGAACCACACAAAAAAAAUAGAAAAAGCAGUGUGUGCACUAAUUGAUGAAUGUCGAAAGAGAAGAGUCCAGAUGGGAGAGAAAGAACUGGACAAAGAAUUUGAUAAGAUGUGGAAUGAAACACUGAACAAACUUCCUUCUUCUUUUUCUGAACAACAGACCACAGAUGUCUUCACCAGGGUAGAUCACUGCCUGAGAACAAAUCUGUCUCAGAAGGGGAGUGGUGCAUGUGAAUUGCUGAGUAAAAAAAGACUGCGAGAUUGUGGACAAAAGCCGUUCACACAUACAGAUGAAAACUGGCGCAAAAGAGCUAAACGUGAAGUGAAGAAGUUGUGGAAUGGCGAAGAUCAUGUACAAGAAGUGGCUGACAGGAUCAUCGCUGCUUGCACACAGUUUGUAACUGAAAAGAUUGAGAGAAAAACCAACUACCAUGAUACUUACAUCCAGGAGAUCCUACUCAUCAUCGAUGAGAAACUGGAAAACAAUCAGAAUGUGAAGACAGACAUCGAGUUUGAAGUCUCUCUAAAACAGCACAUCUGUGGAUUUGCAGCCAGACGCUUUGAGGAAAUGCACAAGAAUUUCAUUCAAGAAAAUGAUCCCCACAGAUGUUUGAUGAAAAACAAGGAAAUGUUUCGUUCUGAUUUCAAAGAUGUGUUCCAUCAGCGAGACCAGGCCCAGAAGAAGGCAGAAGAAUUCACGGACCAAUGCCUGAAGCCUGCUGUUGAAGACUUUGUCAACCGGUCCUUAGGUCCAAACAUCGUUGAUGAAAUGCGCAAAUGUAAGGAGUUCAGCACACGAAUGUCCUUCCAGUAUUCACUUUUGAAGGACUUGCCUUCAAAGAAAAAAUUUGAAGACUAUUUGAACUACAGUUCCUCUUACGAGUGGUACAUCAAGAACAGAAUACGUCAGCAAAUAGAGGAACGUUUCUCAAGGUCCUCUGUAACAUUUGAGUUUGAGGAUCGACAUCUUAAGUCAAGUAUCAGCAGCAUAAAUGAUGCCAUCGCAAAGGCCACAGAAGGAAACGCUGUCGACUUGAAGGCCUUAGUUGAAGAUAUCUGCAAAGAACUUGGUGAUAAACUUGUUAUUUCCCAAACUGCUCUUGAUUCUGUCAUGAUCCUGAACAAUGCUGACAAGGAACAGUUUGCUCACUGGCUCACGGUGUCUGUGAAUGACAUGGCAGAAACUCUCAGAGAGAAGUUUAAAAAAAUGACCUUUUCAAAGAAACUAGAACAUCUCCAUAUGAAUCCCCUGAAUGAGCUCUUCACCAGAGUGAUUGGAUGUGGCAAACAGUGUCCAUUCUGUGCAGUGCCUUGUGAGGCAGAAGGAAAAAACCAUAAAGAGCACUUUGCUUCACAGCAUCGGCCACAGGGUCUGGGUAAAUACAGGUGGGACUCAACGAAGAAACUUGUCACUGACAUAUGCUCUUCCUUAGUGGACAGUGACAACAGGUUUCGCUGUGAUGCUACAAACAAUAAAUGGCACCCUUACAAACAUUACAGGAAAUAUUUUCCUGACUGGGAUAUUCGUCCAGAUGUGAGCUCCAAGGCAUCAAACUACUGGAAAUAUGUAAUGGCAACAUACAACACUGACUUUGCCAAAGCAUAUCAUGCAGAACCUGCUGAUAUUCCUCACUCAUGGAAAAUCAUCGAAUCCAAGCAGGCAGAAGACAGCCUCAAAGAAUCAUUUCCCAUCAAGUAAUAGUUCUCCUCAGUGAAGGAGGGGCCCUUUAAUGGUCACAUUACUGUAUAGAAGAGAAGAUGAAAGAUCUUGUGAGUACACAUACAUAUUUAACCACUUGCUUACAACAAGGUUCUCACUUUGACAUUUGACACAUUUAAUGAACUCCACUAAUCUGCUUCAUGACUGUUUUGUGUGACAGUUCAUGUCAUUAUAGUUGAGCUGAAGAAUGUAUCAAAGCAACAGAGAAAACAAACAUUGCUUUUUUGUCUUGAUUACAUUAAAAAAUGAUUUGAGAGCAUUUUUUGAUUGAUUUUGUUUUCAAAGUAUUUGAUGUCCAGUUGUUGCAUUUGUGUUCCUCAUAGAUCUGGAUGUGGUAACGUUAUAAUAACAUGAUAAUACGUUACAUGUGUUAAGCAACUGAUGAGUCAGAAGUUAAAUCAUUUUGUGUUUGAUUCUGUGACAUGUCUGAUAUCAUGUAUUUAUAUUUGAGUGUAACAAAAGAUCCUGAGGUUGUUUGUAUGAUCUGAAUGCUUGCAUGAAUGUGCAUUAUGAUGUUGUUGAUCAGUGUUUCAAGUCCAAGACAAAGCAGAUCUUCUUUUUGCCUGGUCAGUGUUUACAUGCCAGAAAAGCUUAUAUUGUCAUCUGAGUUGAGAAGAAAGUAGAAUGACUUUGCUCCUUGUUCACUGAAGAAGCUGAUGGGAAAUAUUUACACUUUUAAAGGAAUUAAAGAAUCACUUAUUCUACAUGUAGUAUUAUCAGCAUGUUACAUGACUGACACCUGAUUAAAUAAAGAGACAAAAUCUACAA
This is a messenger RNA of Stegastes partitus (bicolor damselfish), 3831 nucleotides long. Its product is annotated as interferon-induced very large GTPase 1-like. NCBI's taxonomy places the organism in Eukaryota, Metazoa, Chordata, Actinopteri, Pomacentridae. The annotation marks the transcript as partial. The record is from RefSeq and is a predicted model, not a curated record. The transcript has 2 exons. Gene Ontology annotation, molecular function: GTP binding.